Molecule: messenger RNA, 2249 nt
Organism: Nematostella vectensis (starlet sea anemone)
Lineage: Eukaryota; Metazoa; Cnidaria; Anthozoa; Actiniaria; Edwardsiidae
Product: isoaspartyl peptidase/L-asparaginase
Exons: 6
Coding region: 207-1373 (388 amino acids)
Molecular function (GO): asparaginase activity
Source: RefSeq, a predicted model, not a curated record
UACAUGACCCGGCGCGCAAUGCAUUUUCAUUUUCUGUUUACGUGUGCGACACAAUUCGCCGCAAAGUCAAAGCUAUUACACGCGUCGGAGUUGGAUCGAACUAAAAUUUGUCUACCCGUUUCACCUUAAGUUGAAUGGAUCAAUGUAGAUAGUCCGAGUCGUUUAAAUACAAUUUUCUAGAAAUUCGGUUAGACGUUCACGAAAGUAUGGUCCCAAAACGGAUUCUCUCAAAAUUUUCCUCAAGUAUUUAUACAAGUUUAUCAAAGAUGGGUAAAGGCAAACACGACCAUUGUCUAAACAGUUCAGAUGUCGUCAGUCCAGAUAUCAUUGAUAGAAGCAACUUUUCUACCAAUGAAUCACAUGAGCCCUGCAUCAUCGUUCAUGGAGGGGCGUGGUCCUUGCCGCUCUCUUUACAUGAACUAAGUACUAAAGGGGUACAGCUUGCAGCCAGGGCAGGGUAUCAGACACUAUUAAAGGGUGCUAGCGCAGUUGAUGCAGUUGAGGCAGCAGUAAAAAGUCUUGAGGAUAAUCCGGUGUUUAAUGCAGGCUACGGUUCAGCCCUAACAGUUACUGGUACUGUGGAAAUGGAUGCCAUGAUCAUGGAUGGGUGUACUCUGGACACAGGUGCUGUUGCAUGUAUCAAAGGCGUGGUCAAUCCUGUAUCCCUUGCCCGCCAUGUGAUGACAGACACCCCUCAUUGCAUGCUUGUUUCAGAGGGUGCUAUAAAGUUCGCCCAAGAUCUUGGUCUCCCAAUGGUUGAACCACAGUCCAUGGCAAAUGAGUUCUCCCGGUUCAAGGCCAGUUUGCUUGACAAACCUAAUACUUCCUUUGAGGAUUUUCUUCGCAUGACUAUGAACACAGAGAGUCAAACAGAAAAGUGCAGUUUAUCUUCAGUUCAAGAGCAGUUGUCAAAAAGUCUUACAGAGCAUGACACUGUUGGAGCUGUUGCUAUGGAUUGCCAUGGCAACAUAGCAUGUGCAACUUCCACAGGUGGUCUCUUCAAAAAGAUGUGUGGUAGAGUAGGGGACUCUCCCAUGCCAGGCAGUGGCGGUUACGCUUGCAAAGAGGGUGGGGCUUCCACGACAGGCCACGGCGAGUCCAUCAUGAAAGUUGUCCUUGCAAGAGAGGUCGUCUACCAUCUUGAGAAUGGGAAAAGUGUCAACGAUGCCUGCGCCAACGGGAUCAACAAGAUGUUCACGUUGACCGGUGGCCAGGGAGGAGUCAUUAGUAUAGAUAAACACGGGAAUUACGGAAAGGCAUUCUCUACUUUAGGUAUGCCCUGGGCUGCCAUAAAAGCUGGUGAUGUGCACUAUGGAUUGAGCCCAGGAGAGGAUGUACAGGUUACAUGGGAUAGCAUUCAAGCUCUGGAGUAGAAUCAUAAUUUGUUUCAUUUGAUCUACUUAUAUUUUUUGGCCUCAUCUUAAAAUCUAUCUGCUGUAACUAUUUUUUUGUUUACCACACUUUUUUGAUAUUUGCAAUUUUAAUUUACUGAAUUUUCAUAUGAUUUCAUGACUUUUAUUUAUUAGCAUAAUUUAUUUUUCUUGGUCAGAUUGCUGUGGUAUUAAAACUUGAUACAUACCAUAAUAGAUUUAUGAUAUAAGAGGUAUUUGUUUCUCUUCCUUUACCCUGUGUAGGGCAAGUUCUUCCGAUGCACCCCACCCCACAAAAAAAAACAUACUCACUAGGCAGCUACAAUUUCUUGGAUAGGCAAUUUAUAAAGGGUCUUCUUCGCUGAUAAAGGACAAAGAUCAUUUUUAAUCAUAUACCUCUCAGCAUUUGCAGUUUGUGCUAUGUUGGGCAAUGACUAUGUUAUUUUUAAAUAGGUGCACAUAGCUAGAAAACUUUGUUCAGAGGGCAAUCCUCAGAUACCCCUUAUAUUUGCUUCGGGACAGAAGCUAUUUUUUAAUGCCGUUUGUAAAUUCAUACUCUACUAAGGGGGUGCACUAACCUGGUGCAUGUUUAUAAUUAUACAGUUAUAUUUACAAUUUUUAAAUGUUAAAAUAAUUAAAAUCAUGGGCUGAUUACAUUCAAGAGACCAGGCAAUAGCUAGACAUGAUCUAGAUAAUUGGAUGAGAGAGCUCUUCUUUUCUCCUCUUUUUUUAUGCCUUGUUUGCCUGAUUCUUAUCAAUGUGUCCUGGGUUUCCUGGGGAAGAGAAGAGGGGGAAUUUGAAUUUGCUGAGCAAGUUAAAAUGUAUGUCAAUAUAGGGUGCUGGAAAUUGAGUUAUUUUGAAUAAAUAUUUGAUUCUGUG